Sungouiella intermedia is the source of this 1908-nucleotide messenger RNA. The record is from the annotation of a GenBank genome assembly. Lineage: Eukaryota; Fungi; Ascomycota; Pichiomycetes; Serinales; Metschnikowiaceae.
AUGACUGCUCUAGACAACCAAAUGUUGGUGGAAACCAUCUCCUCGUUGGUACUAAGCAAUGACUCCUCUUCUAUGCCUCCGGCCCCAGAGUUUCCUCUCCGAAUUAAGGUUGACCUUGCGAAUUCAGAAGCAAACGAGUCUCCUCAGCUGCUAAAGCUCUAUUUAUCUGACGAGGGCAUACGGUGGAGUGCUACUGACCUCGUCUUGAGCUUUUCGACCUCCGAAAAGGCUGUUGCUUACAGCAUCGUGACCCAUUUAUGUGACAAUAAUUGGAGCAUUACCUUUGAUUACGGUCAAUUUGUCUCGCAUCCUGGCAUGCUUUUUGUGAAGGGCCUCGAAAGGUCUCCCUCACUACUUGAGGACCUUACUGACCAUUUUAAGAAGCAAUGUCGAUACGAACUGCUUGCUGAUGUGAAUGUGAUCGGUGUUCCUCCCGAAGAGUCUAAUAGUUCAAAUGCAAAUGCCACUGGACAUUGCCCCAACGAGGUGGCUGCUAUCAUCAAAUAUGACAACUUCUUAGACGCAGAAUAUGCGCUUGUCCACGCAAAUGGAGCCAACUCGUUUGGUCCCAAAAUGCAAGUCAACAGAUACAUCAGCAAGAAAGAACGGGCGCUCGCCAACGAGCAGAGCCCCAACCUGAGAUCAAACUCAUCGGUGAAUCCCCACGAGGAAUCAGUGGUAUAUGAUACCAUUGUGGUGGAGAAUUUCAAUGAUUUUAUAGCUGGAACCCUCAGUAUCGAGCAAUUCCAGACAAUACUCGAGAAAUUUGAGCUUUUCCUGCCAAUCGAGUGUAUAUUCUUCCCUACCGCUAACGGUGAGUCUGACCGCUUGCGCUUCAAGAAGGUCGGAUAUAUCCGUAUAGAGCUAGAUAAGGAGAUGAACUUGAAACUUUUGAAGGCACUUUAUUACCUUAAUGGCUUGACUUUAAAGCAACUACUUGAAUUCUCUAAGGAUGAUAUUUACGACCUUACGCUGGAUCUAAAUAUCCCUGAACGCGAGCGAACACUGAAGUCUGCUAAGUUGAAGUUGUCCAUUGCACAGAGGAAACACAACCACCAUCUCUACGAGAAUUCUGACUCACUCUAUGUGGGGCUAACAGACGAUAAUAAGGUUCAAGUUUUCGAGGCUAAUGAGAAGCUUGUCGAGUCGGGUUUUAUCGAUCAGUUCUCUAAGUCUUCCAAUUACCAGGAGACAAACGUUUAUGUGAACAACUUUCCAAUCAUUUUUGAGAAUGACGACAAUCUAUGGGCCGAUUUCUGGAAUCAGUUCGGAAUAGGUCGCGUCAAGUCUGCCAAAAUCAUCAAACCUUACUUUUAUUCAAAAAAGUCUGACGGAGCACUAGGAAAGAUUGGCUUUGUCUUCUACGAGGAGUUCAAAAUGGCUCUCCGUGCCAUUAUUCUCACCAACAACAAAUCCAUCAAGUACAAGAACUGCCCCAGCAUAUUGAUUCAGGCAUCGUUUGCUAUUCAAAAACAUAGCAGCUAUUCGCAGCCACCAAGUAAGCAAUCGCACUCCAAGUUUACUCACCCUGCCCCGCCCAUGAACUAUUAUCCCCUCCAUGAACCUUCGAAGCAGUACAAUGGCGGCUCCCCUUUUGUUCCAUUUCCGGAACAAUAUGUUUUCCAUCCUUACAUGAUGUCGAUGCCACAUUAUACACCGGGCAUGCUUCCCGAAGAUAAUCCAGAGGAAGGAGUGGGAGAGUUUCGCAGGUUGCUGGAAGAUUUCACUGGUGCCACCCCUGGUGGGGCCACGUUCCCUCCACACUUUGGCUUCUACUAUCCUUACUUUCCGUAUUCGGGACUGAUGCCAAUGGGUGCGCCUAUACCUCCUCACAUGCCAACGAAUGGACUUCCGAUUCCUGUUCAAAACCAAAAUAACCAAAGAUCCGAAAGGAAGAAGUCUGGAUGA